Molecule: messenger RNA, 903 nt
Organism: Gastrolobium bilobum
Lineage: Eukaryota; Viridiplantae; Streptophyta; Magnoliopsida; Fabales; Fabaceae
Exons: 3
Coding region: 1-903 (300 amino acids)
Source: RefSeq, a predicted model, not a curated record
AUGGGUGGUUCUGAAGCAGAGGUAGAGCAAGGGAAGACAAACAUACCAAAGCUACCCUUGUUCAGCCCUCCACAAAUGCAUUCACCAGAGAGAUCAGGAAUGGUAACUCCUCCACUUCACACUUCUGCUUCAGUCCCAUUUGGAUGGGAAGAAGAACCUGGAAAGCCAAGGCCUUGUACUGCUCUUGUGAGCUUCUCCAAGUCCACUCCAAAGUGCUUGGAACUUCCUCCAAGGUUUCUAGUUGAUGCCAAGCUCAACAAACUACCCUCACCCACCACAUUCCUGUUGGAAGGACCCUGUAACAGUUACCAGUCUCUAUCUUUCAGAAUGAGUGAGGAUUGUCAUGGUUAUUUUAGUGCCAAGAGAGGACAACUUGGGACUACGAUUCUCAGCAAAGGUGUGGGGAUCAAGGAUAAUGGGUGGUUUGGUUCUUGGAGAGAAAAGGCCUUCAAGGUUAAAAGAGAAGUAAGUGGGGGUAGUCAUGUUUUUCCAUCUUCUGCUGAUAAGGAUAUUGAUCAUGUUGGUACAAUUGGAGGUAGUCACAAGAAGGUGAGGGUAAGAAAGAUGAAACCUUCUGGGAGCUUUUCCAACCUAUUUUAUGUCAAGUCUCGUGUGUGGACAACAAUCUGGGAGGGCUUGAAGCAGGUUGUUCCAUGGAGGACUAAAAAACUGAAGAAACAUGGGUGGCAUUCUGAACCUGUUUCUUCUGUUGCUAUACCACUGUCCAUUGCUCGAAACUUUUGUUUUAUUAUCAUGGGACAAGAUGUACAAGUUUUCAAGCCUUCAUUAUAUGGUGUCUUGAUGGAUUAUGGCAGUGAAACUGUGUUAUCUAUCCAAUUCUCACAGUUGAUGCCCAUAACCAUUGAGGACAGUGCUAAUCCUAUUUAUUUCAUUGCCUUUUAA